Molecule: messenger RNA, 3039 nt
Organism: Trichophyton benhamiae CBS 112371
Lineage: Eukaryota; Fungi; Ascomycota; Eurotiomycetes; Onygenales; Arthrodermataceae
Exons: 4
Coding region: 1-3039 (1012 amino acids)
Biological process (GO): mRNA 3'-end processing
Cellular component (GO): nucleus
Molecular function (GO): protein binding; mRNA binding
Source: RefSeq, a predicted model, not a curated record
AUGGCGGAGGAGGGAGCUGAACAAGGAUACCUGCAGUCUCAAAAUUUGAAUACAGAUGCUGAUGCCGCAGCUGGCUCAGACUCGGACGACUAUGAUCCUUCUGAAACAAUUCAAGAGCAGUUUCCUGCGAAUAUAGCAGCUUCAAAUUAUAAUACGAUUCCUCAUAUGUCUCCUUUUGCCAGCUCUUCCACCUCAACCCCUGCUCCAGGCGCGAACUUGCCUGAAAGGAUGCCUGGGGAGUCCUAUAACAACAAUGAUUCGACCUUUUCACUUCCCACGUCUGGGGCAGAGCCCAAAGGUUCUACCACAAUAUCCCAGAUUGGUGUCUUUGAGGAGGGAUCAACAGGUGAUGAAGAUGGAGGGGACGCAGAGUAUGAACCGCCAGCUGCGGCCUUAUCAGCUCAAGUUCAGAAUUCAAUAUCUACUUCUGCAGACAUGUCUCAGCGCUCUCUUUCUGAAAAUAUAAAUGAACCUGUUUCACAUUUCCAUGUACAACAGCAAAAUAUUGCUUCAGAUCAAAACACUCCACCUGUUUCCAUUAAUCUUCCUGCUUCCGAUUCCCACGUUGCUUAUAAUGUGCAGAACGAUAGUGCACCUAAACCAAUGCAAGGAAAAUCAAAGACCCCAGGACGAUCCGCUAUUCAAUCCGCGAACAGCUCCCUACCUUCCACGCCGCCAGUUGCUGCAGCCGCCUCUAGGACCCGUCUGCCGCAUGACCGAGUUGGCAUCCUGGAGGACAGAAUAAAAGCUGAUCCUCGUGGCGAUACAGAUGCAUGGCUGGAAUUAAUUAGCGAACAUCGCAGCAGGAAUAAGCUUGAUAGCGCCAGACAGGUUUAUGAGAGGUUUUUCAAAGUCUUUCCAUCAGCGGCUGAGCAAUGGGUCGAAUAUGCCACCAUGGAGUCCGAAAAUAACGAACUGUACAAGUUGGAGCAGAUAUUUACUAAAUGCCUUUUAUCUAUUCCUAAUGUCCAGCUUUGGUCGUUGUAUUUGGAUUAUGUCCGCCGUCGUAAUAACUUGACCACCGAUACCAGUGGCGAUGCACGACGAACCAUCACGUCGGCCUAUGAUCUUGCACUUCAACAUAUUGGCAUCGAUAAGGACUCGGGUAAUAUCUGGGUUGAUUACAUCCAAUUUCUCCGUUCGGGGCCUGGUAAUAUUGGAGGUUCUGGUUGGCAAGACCAGCAGAAGAUGGAUCUUCUGAGAAAGGCAUACCAGCGGGCAAUUUGUAUUCCUACGCAGUCCGUCAAUACUCUUUGGAAAGAGUAUGAUCAGUUUGAGAUGGGCCUUAACAAGCUAACAGGGCGCAAAUUCAUACAAGAUAAAUCUCCCUCCUACAUGACAGCGAGGAGCUCUUAUACUGAACUUCAAAACAUCACCAAAGAACUUGUCAGAUCAUCACUACCCCAUCUACCUCCAGCCCCAGGGUAUGAAGGGGAUUUUUCUUUCUCCAAGCAAGUUGAAAUCUGGAAACGUUGGAUACAGUGGGAAAAAGAUGACCCUCUGGUUCUCAAAGAAGAGGACUUGGCUAGCUACAAGCAACGAGUUCUAUACGUCUACAAGCAAGCACUUAUGGCAUUACGAUUUGUGCCAGAGGUGUUUUUCGAUACCGCGGAUUUCUGUUUCCAGAAUAACAUGGAGACCGAAGGAAAUGACUUUUUAAAACAAGGUAUAGAAGCAAACCCGGAGAGCUGUCUCCUUGCCUUUAAACGUGCCGAUCGACUUGAGUUAUCCUCAGUUUCGGAACAGGACCCUAAGAAACGUGGUACCCUUGUCAGAGAGCCUUACGACAAGUUGCUUGACGCACUUUAUGAAUUAAUAGCCCAGGUGCGAGCUCAGGAGGCAACGGAUAUUGCCAAGCUCGAAGAACAAGCUGCACAGGCAGAACCUGAGCAGCCAACUCAGCUCGAAAAUGAUGAUGAUGAUGAUGACGAAACGGGUAACCCGCCAACUCAAGAAAGUGCCAAAGCGAAGGAGAUUGAGUCGGUGAAAAAAGAUUAUGCCGCGAAAGUCGGCGUUCUAUCCAAGGCCAUAUCCUUUGUCUGGAUUGCGUUGAUGAGGGCAAUGCGCCGUAUCCAAGGGAAAGGCAAGCCCGGUGAGAUUGCCGGAUCCCGUCAGAUAUUCGCGGAUGCGCGUAAACGCGGGCGUAUCACCAGUGAUGUUUAUAUUGCCAGUGCCCUGUUGGAAUACCACUGUUACAAGGACCCUGCCGCAACCAAAAUUUUUGAGAGAGGUGCAAAGCUCUUCCCAGAAGAUGAAGUAUUUGCUUUGGAGUAUCUCAAGCAUCUGAUUGAUAUUAAUGAUAUUACGAAUGCACGGGCGGUUUUUGAAACCACUGUUCGGAGACUUGCCUCAAAUCCGAAGAAUGUUGCCAAAGCCAAACCCAUUUUUGCCUUUUUGCAUGAAUAUGAAUCCCGAUAUGGGGAUUUGGUACAAAUAAAUAAUUUGGAGGCCAGGAUGAGAGAAUUGUUCCCCGAGGAUCCUUCUCUGAAGCAGUUUUCCCACCGAUUCUCCGCUCCAUCCUUUGACCCUACCACCUUCCAGCCGAUUCUAUCACCAAGCCAACUAAAGCCCAGAACGAUUUCAUCCCUCGAAGAGCCCAGCUCUCGGCCCAGCUCACCUUCUAUCCGCCAUCCAACUAGCAACACUCACUCUCCUAAACGAUCCUUCCCCCUUGACGAAUAUAGUGACGAAUUAAACCGGCCACGAAAAUUCAUCCGUGCCGAAUCUCCGCUGAAAGGAGCCGCCGGAAGACGUGAACAGCAGAAACGACUACAGUCCAACGGCUCUAGUGGUGGCCCGACUGCUGCAAGGAAGCAGCCACAGCAGCCACCUCCUUCAGCAGGACCCCUACCUAGAGAUGUCGUAUACCUUCUAAGCAUCAUUCCUCCAGCCUCUACAUACGACGCAACCAGGUUUUCACCCGAGAUGAUGGUGAAUCUCCUCCGUCAGAUCGAGCUGCCUUCCAGUGUAUCACAGCUUCGACUCCCACAGCAAACUGGUGCUGCCUCACACCAGUACCCCCAGUAUGGUAUGUUAUAG